AUGCAGCAAAACCAGAGUGUAACUGAGUUCAUAUUCUCAGGACUGACGCAGGAGCCUAUGCAGCAGAUAGUGGUGUUCGUAUUGGUCUUAAUUUUCUACACUGGAGCUCUGGUGGGAAAUUUGCUCAUUAUUGUGACCAUCAAGUUCAGCCGUGCUCUUGGGAGUCCCAUGUACUUCUUUCUAUUUUAUUUGUCCUUUGCUGAUACCUGCUUUUCAACUUCCAUAGCCCCUAGAUUAAUUGUGGAUGCACUCUCUGCAAAGAAAGUCAUAUCUUACAGUGAGUGCAUGCUGCAAGUCUUUGUAUUGCAUUUAUUUGGGUCGAUGGAAGUGUUUGUCCUCAUCCUCAUGGCUGUUGAUAGGUAUGUGGCCAUCUGUAAGCCCUUGCAUUACGUGACCAUUAUGAGACGACAGGUCUGCAUCAUCUUGAUUAUUCUAGCCUGGACCGGGUCUUUUACACAUUCUAUAACUCAGAUUGUCCUGACAUUGCAACUGCCCUUCUGUGGAUCCAAUUUGAUUGAUCAUUAUUGCUGUGAUUUGCAACCCUUAUUGAAACUUGCCUGUACAGAUACUUAUGUGAUAAAUCUACAGUUGGUGUUCAAUAGUGGGGUUAUUUGCCUGAGUGGUUUUGUGCUUUUAAUGAUCUCAUACUUUGUUACCUUGCGUUCACUAAGAAACCAUAGUGCAGAAGGCAGGAAAAAAGCCCUUUCCACUUGCACCUCUCACAUCACUGUUGUCAUCUUAUUCUUUGGUCCAUCUGUAUUCAUAUAUACACGCCCACCAACCACCCUCCCCAUGGACAAGAUGGUGGCAAUUUUUUAUACAAUUGGGACACCAUUUCUCAACCCAAUCAUCUAUACACUAAGGAAUGCAGAAAUGAAAACUGCUAUGAGAAAAUUAUGGAUUCUCAAAAUUACAUCAGAUAUCAAAUGA
Orycteropus afer afer is the source of this 930-nucleotide messenger RNA. Its product is annotated as olfactory receptor 4C11-like. Lineage: Eukaryota; Metazoa; Chordata; Mammalia; Tubulidentata; Orycteropodidae. Gene Ontology annotation, molecular function: G protein-coupled receptor activity; olfactory receptor activity. The record is from RefSeq and is a predicted model, not a curated record. The coding region runs from base 1 to 930 and encodes 309 amino acids. Gene Ontology annotation, cellular component: membrane. Gene Ontology annotation, biological process: G protein-coupled receptor signaling pathway. The transcript has a single exon.